Molecule: messenger RNA, 1155 nt
Organism: Xenia sp. Carnegie-2017
Lineage: Eukaryota; Metazoa; Cnidaria; Anthozoa; Malacalcyonacea; Xeniidae
Exons: 1
Coding region: 1-1065 (354 amino acids)
Source: RefSeq, a predicted model, not a curated record
AUGACGAACGAGGUAAUGAAAAAUGAAACGGAGACAAGCCCCGAACACGAACCGGAACCGAACUACGAGCCAAAUCCCGAACUGGCAGCACCAGAAACGACAGCGGACAAUGGCGUAUUUGUAGAGCCGCAAGUCGACUUGGCUUCAGUGAGCGGGAUUUGGAAGAUUGCAUUUAAAACACACUGGAUAUUUUUUUCCACUUGCUUUGGCGCUCUGUUUCUUUACAACGCGUACCAGUUAUACAAGGUAUAUCGAAUGAGGAACAUGCCAAAUCGACGCUACGCAGCAACAGUUCAAAUUCUCGUGAACGUUCUUGCAUUAACUAGGUUAUUAGCUUUGAGCAUUGCGCCUUACGAGCUCGUAAACAAUCCACCAGAGCGCAUUCCAGUCGUCGUUACUCGGCUACUGUUUUCAUUUGGAUACCCAUGCCUUUUUUCUGGCUUUGUUUUUGUCCACAAGAUUUUCAUGCUUCUCAGCAAAUUCCAGGUGAUGGCGACGAAUGCUAUUGGCAUUAAACUAAUAGCACUCGUUCUUGCUGUCCAUUAUGUUGCUGUUGUAGCUUCGGAGUUAGCGACCACCUACAUGAAAGGCGCAAGGUUUUUGCUAGUAUUUUGUGCACUUUACUAUAUGAUUGGCUGUUUGGGAAUAUCCGCAAGCUUGUUGUUCAGUGGAAGAAGAGUCGUGCAAAAAAUGCUAAAGAUCGAAGCAAAUCUUGUCAAGUUUCAAAACAACAACAACACGGAAGUGAUGGAUAAAACAAAUCAGAAACGAGCUAAUGCAAGUGCGAAAGUCAUUCGAAUCACACUUCUUGCCGCAGUUUUCGGCGUUUUAUGUGCACUCCUCUACAUUUAUACACUGCUUGUGAUAAUUCGUGGUUUAUCCAACAAGAGCUUCGCACCCAAUGCCUGGACCUGGUUAGUUGUGAAUACUUUUCUGAGGUUGUUCGAAUUAUGUUUGGCAGCAACGAUGAGUUACGCCGUUGGGUCGAUUUAUCAACGAAGUAGUCUGAACAGGGUACAGCCUUCUCAAAACAGCAAAGGGUCACGAACUGGACACACAUUAUAAAAACUAUAAUUUAAGACUACUACAGUGUAUAUAUGUCAUAUUCUAUUAAGCUCUAUAAAUCUAAUAAAAGUCCUUGCUUCGCCAGUUUAA